Molecule: messenger RNA, 255 nt
Organism: Paracoccidioides lutzii Pb01
Exons: 3
Coding region: 1-255 (84 amino acids)
Source: RefSeq, a predicted model, not a curated record
AUGAAGCUCGUACUUGUACUUGUACUAUCAGUCAUUGCCGGUGCCAUGGGCGCUACCAUUGGGGAUAAACCUCCCGAGGAGCUAGUCUGGGCUAUCUGUGGUCUUCCUGAAGGAUGUAACGAUGAUGUCGACUGCACCUUUCUCAUGGAAUGUAAAGAUAUUGCAUAUAGACACGAUCGGCGCUUGAUUCACUGCGGGGUUGAUAUCUUCCAGCCUCACACCUGCUGGGCUUGGACGGAAGGGCAGCCUCAUUAA